AUGUCACCGGCAAACUACUAUCUGCUAUCAACAGUGGCACCGCUCAGUACCUCACACAGAAUACUGACCAAGCCGUUGAAGACGGAUACUCGAAACACGUCCAGCAAAUUCUGCAAAUGCACCAACGUAAUUCCACGGCCGAUAUGGAGCUUCUUUAUGGGGACGGUGCUAUUGGAAUCAACCUCAUCGACCCCUUCGCGCCCCCAGUCAUUGAACCUCGCUGUCUCUCCUACUCUUACGACGGGCAAAUGGAGGUUGAGUCACUACGGUCAACCGAAACUCCUGGCCACGCAGCAAGUCCAAGCUCUUGGAGCAACGGAAACGCUGCCUUGGGUCAUUGCCCUGAGCGACUCUGACAUUUUGGAAUUCGUUGAAGGAGUCAGCGCUACAGAGUAUCACUAUACUGGGACCUGCGCUAUGCUUCCCAGGCCACUUGGUGGUGUCGCGGAUUCCAACCUUAAUGUGCAUGGGAUCGAUGGCUCGAGGGUAGUCGAUGCUAGUAUCAUGCCUUUACUUCCAUCGGCGCAUAACCAGGCGACGGUCUAUGCAAUCGCUGAAAAGGUAAAAUUGCGCCCCUACGCAUGA
Colletotrichum lupini is the source of this 585-nucleotide messenger RNA. Its product is annotated as choline dehydrogenase. The transcript is spliced from 2 exons. The record is from RefSeq and is a predicted model, not a curated record. Gene Ontology annotation, molecular function: oxidoreductase activity, acting on CH-OH group of donors; flavin adenine dinucleotide binding. The coding region runs from base 1 to 585 and encodes 194 amino acids. Gene Ontology annotation, biological process: secondary metabolite biosynthetic process. Lineage: Eukaryota; Fungi; Ascomycota; Sordariomycetes; Glomerellales; Glomerellaceae.